Messenger RNA from Arvicanthis niloticus (Nile rat), 945 nucleotides. Its product is annotated as olfactory receptor 5P72-like. The record is from RefSeq and is a predicted model, not a curated record. Gene Ontology annotation, biological process: G protein-coupled receptor signaling pathway. Gene Ontology annotation, cellular component: membrane. Lineage: Eukaryota; Metazoa; Chordata; Mammalia; Rodentia; Muridae. Gene Ontology annotation, molecular function: olfactory receptor activity; G protein-coupled receptor activity.
AUGGCUUUCCUGGAGGAUGGGAACCACACCGCAGUGACAGAAUUCCUUUUGUUAGGCUUAACAGAUGACCCAGUCCUUAGAGUUAUCCUUUUCACCAUCAUCCUGUGCAUCUACCUGGUGACUGUGUCUGGGAACCUCAGCACCAUCCUUCUCAUCAGAGUCUCUUCCCAGCUCCAUCACCCCAUGUACUUUUUUCUCAGCCACUUGGCUUCUGUUGACAUAGGUAUUUCAUCUUCUGUCACACCAAAUAUGCUUCUCAACUUUUUGGUGGAAAGAAAUACCAUCUCUUACCUUGGAUGUGGCAUACAGCUCAGCUUAGGUGAUAUCUUUGGGUCAGUUGAAUGUUUCCUUUUGGCUGCCAUGGCUUAUGAUCGUUUCAUGGCAAUCUGCAACCCACUGGUUUAUUCCACCAAGAUGUCCACACAAGUCUGUGUCCAGUUGGUUGUGGGAUCUUAUAUAGGAGGUCUUCUUAAUGCUUCCUUUGCUAUCAUUUCCUUUUUUUCUUUUCUAUUCUGUGGCUCAAAUAGAGUUGAGCAUUUCUUCUGUGAUUUUGCUCCUUUAGCUGAACUGUCCUGUUCUGAUGUCAGUAUCUCUGUAGUUCUUGUUUCAGUUUCUGCUGGCUCAGUUACUAUGUUCACAGUGUUUGUCAUAGCUAUCUCCUAUUCCUAUAUCCUUAUUAUCAUCUUAAAGAUGCACUCCACUGAGGGUCGACAGAAGGCCUUCUCCACCUGCACCUCCCAUCUCACAGCAGUCACUCUGUUCUAUGGGACCAUCACAUUUAUUUAUGUGAUGCCCAAGUCCAGCUACUCCACAGACCAGAACAAGGUGGUAUCUGUGUUCUACAUGGUAGUGAUCCCCAUGUUGAAUCCACUCAUCUACAGCCUCAGAAAUAAUGAGAUUAAGGAUGCUCUGAAGAGACAGGUUGGUAAGAAAACACUUUCUUAA